Hypoxylon trugodes is the source of this 1846-nucleotide messenger RNA. RefSeq names its product prephenate dehydrogenase. The coding region runs from base 215 to 1546 and encodes 443 amino acids. NCBI's taxonomy places the organism in Eukaryota, Fungi, Ascomycota, Sordariomycetes, Xylariales, Hypoxylaceae. The transcript is spliced from 5 exons. Gene Ontology annotation, biological process: L-tyrosine biosynthetic process. The record is from RefSeq and is a predicted model, not a curated record. Gene Ontology annotation, molecular function: NAD+ binding; prephenate dehydrogenase (NADP+) activity; prephenate dehydrogenase (NAD+) activity.
CAGCCCGCUAAUUUUUUUUCUCAGCUUAAAAAGUUUCACCUAAAUUUUCUUCUCCAUUCCUCCAUUUCUUGAGCAUUACCACCGCGCGGCGAAUAUCACAUUACCUUUCCAGCCUCGCCCAAACUUACUACUCAGUUUGCGCAAGUCUACAAUGUGAUAAUUCUGGCACUCCUUCAUAUAGGUUGUCAAUUGCGGUAGGGAAGCUUCAACAACUAUGGCGUCGAAUGGCAACUCUGGUGUGCCUCCUGGCAUGGAGGAGUUCGUCGUUGGCAUCAUUGGUAUGGGCGACAUGGGAAAGAUGUAUGCGCGAAGGCUUAGUGAUACUGGCUGGAAAGUGAUGGCCUGCGAUAAAGAAGAGCAAUAUGACAGCUUGAAGAAAGAAUUUGCCGACAGGACCAAUAUAAAAAUUCUUCGAAAUGGUCAUCUUGUGUCCCGUGCAAGUGAUUAUAUCAUCUACAGCGUAGAAGCUGCGGCUAUUGGCCGUGUUGUUGCUGAAUAUGGCCCUUCAACGAAGCUCGGCGCCAUAGUGGGUGGACAGACCUCAUGUAAGGAUCCUGAAAUUAAGGCAUUCGAAGACCACCUUCCUUCCGACGUAGACAUCAUCUCGUGUCAUUCACUCCACGGCCCAAAAGUUGAUACAAAAAAACAACCGCUGGUUAUCAUUCAGCAUCGUGAUUCUUCCAACUCCGUAAAAAAGGUCAAAGCUGUUCUAGCAUGUUUAGAAUCUGAGAUGGUAGAUUUAACAGCACACCAACACGACCGUAUCACCGCAGACACCCAAGCAGUAACACACGUAGCCUUCCUCAGUAUGGGCAAGGCCUGGCAUUCUAUGCGACAAUUCCCAUGGGAAGGCGCACGCUACGUCGGCGGCAUCGAGAACGUCAAGAUUAAUCUCACCAUGCGCAUCUACAGUCAGAAAUGGCACGUAUACGCUGGUCUCGCUAUCCUCAACCCCGAGGCCCGGAAGCAAAUCGACCAGUACGCCAAAAGCGUUACAGAACUAUACAAGCUUAUGCUCGGCGGUCACCACACUCAGCUCCGAACUCGCGUGCUACGGGCCAAGGAGAAUGUGUUUGGUAAGGAGCAUGAUCCAAAAUGGGCUGAUAAACCGCUACUCGAGGACGAAGUACUCGACCAAUUCAGUUUGGGCAAAACUCCAAAAGAAGAUCCCCUACCCAAUAACCAUCUCAGUCUACUAGCGAUGGUAGACUGUUGGAGCGCUUUAGGUACUGUGCCGUACGACCAUAUGAUAUGCAGUACCCCGCUCUUCCGGCUAUGGCUUGGUGUAACGGAACACCUAUUUCGGGAUCCGGAACGAUUAGAUGAAGCGCUACGAAUUGCGGUCGAAGAUAACACAUUCCGCAGCGACGACCUAGAGUUCACGUUUGCGGCGCGUGGAUGGGCUGAGUGUGUCGGCCUAGGACACUUCGAAACUUGGAGGGAUCGUUUUGUUAUUACGCAGAAGUUCUUCGAGCCUAGGUUUCCGGCAGCUAUUGAGGUCGGCAAUAGGAUGGUUAAGGCUGUGCUUGAGAGUACGAAGAAUUAGGAUGGUGUUUUUAAGGGGUGUUAGGUGGUUGGCUAAUUGCCUUGUAUUAUCCUAGGGAUAGGUACCUAGGUAGGUAUGCGCCUGCAAUUGUAUCAUGAAAUUAAUAAUUUAAGGAUUGUUGACAUACUCCGAUCUCCGAACACCAUAUUCCCCUAGGCUCACCAUAGUAAAAGGUAUGUUGUCAAUCCUUUUCAAUCUGAUGUGUCCCUCUCACUAAGGUAUAAUAUCAUAGAUGCCACAGGUAACAAGAGAUACCACCCAACCGUGGUUGCGUCGCUCAUCAUAAUUGAACACCUAUCA